AAUUCUCUGCAACUUCGCUGCCGUGGCUGUCAUUAUCUGGAGUGCAAAAAAACUAAAUAUACCAAUUACCAGGAAAAUUUUAUAGCGAUUUUCACGUAAUUUUAAUUUAAGGAAAAUGUCGGCACUCUUCCGCCUGGCCAAUCGGAACGUCCUGCAAAACAGCAUUGUGCUGCGUCUCUCACGCACCAUCAAAACGUCUCAGAAAAAGGACGAUACUGCCGCGGUUGUUGCGCCUACUACUAAGGAAGAUUUUGCCAACCCCAAUCCAAAAAACUGGGUGAGCUAUGGAUUCGACUACAAGGAUAAAGUUAACGACCGCAACACUACAAAACUCAGCUUUUUCACAGCUGUAACGCUUUGCUUGGUUUGGGGCACAUUCCUUUGGUCAUAUUCGCCAGAUCCAAUGCUGCGCGAUUGGGCCCAACGAGAAGGUUAUCUUGAAUUGCGUCGCCGUGAAAAAGCUGGCGUCGAUUUAAUAAAUCCCAACUACGUGGAUCCCGCCUCAAUUAACCUGCCAUCAGACGAAGAACUUGACGGCGUAGAAAUUAUAAUUUAAAUUUACAUAAUUGAACUUUUUAUCAAAACUAAUUGUUUAAGAGAAAUGCACUUGUGCUAUGUUAUGUAAUUAAGCGAGGGAGGUUCUAAAGGGCUUCUUCAGGAAUAAACGCAAAUUGCACUUUCGAA
Rhagoletis pomonella (apple maggot) is the source of this 684-nucleotide messenger RNA. RefSeq names its product NADH dehydrogenase [ubiquinone] 1 beta subcomplex subunit 11, mitochondrial (gene NP15.6). The transcript has a single exon. The coding region runs from base 116 to 556 and encodes 146 amino acids. The record is from RefSeq and is a predicted model, not a curated record. NCBI's taxonomy places the organism in Eukaryota, Metazoa, Arthropoda, Insecta, Diptera, Tephritidae.